This is a messenger RNA of Knipowitschia caucasica, 2085 nucleotides long. NCBI's taxonomy places the organism in Eukaryota, Metazoa, Chordata, Actinopteri, Gobiiformes, Gobiidae. The record is from the annotation of a GenBank genome assembly.
AUGGCGGAGAAGUUUGAGUCGUUGAUGAACAUCCAUGGGUUUGACCUGGGCUCACGUUACAUGGACUUGAAGCCGCUGGGAUAUGGGGGAAACGGUCUGGUCUUCUCUGCGGUAGACACAGACUGCGACAAGCGUGUGGCCGUUAAGAAAAUCAUCCUGACAGACCCACAAAGCGUCAAACACGCCCUGAGAGAGAUCAAGAUCAUCCGGCGGCUGGACCACGACAAUAUUGUCAAGGUGUUUGAGACUCUGGGCCCGAGCGGCCGUAGGCUCACGGAGGACGUGGUGUCUCUGACGGAGGUGAACUCAGUCUACAUUGUGCAGGACCACAUGGAGACCGACCUAUGCCAACUGCUGGAGCGGGGCCUGCUGUCGGAGGACCACGCCCGCCUCUUCAUGUACCAGCUCCUGCGAGGCCUCAAGUACAUCCACUCCGCCAACGUGUUGCACCGCGACCUGAAGCCUGCCAACCUUUUCGUCAACACUGAAGACCUGGUGCUGAAGAUCGGGGACUUUGGGCUGGCGCGCAUCAUGGACCCUCACUAUUCUCACAAGGGGCAUCUGUCUGAAGGUUUGGUCACAAAGUGGUACCGAUCGCCUCGCCUCCUCCUGUCGCCCAACAACUACACCAAAGCCAUCGACAUGUGGGCGGCCGGCUGCAUCUUCGCCGAGAUGCUCACGGGGAAAACGCUCUUUGCAGGGGCCCAUGAGCUGGAGCAGAUGCAGCUGAUCCUGGAGUCCAUCCCAGUGCUGAGAGAAGAGGACAGACAGGAGCUGCACACGGUGAUCCCAGUGUUCAUCCGCAACGACAUGUCCACGCCACACAUGCCUCUGAAGACUCUGCUGCCGGAAGUCAGCCCACAAGCGCUGGAUUUCCUGGAGAAGAUCUUGACCUUUAAUCCCAUGGACCGUCUGACGGCGGAGGAGGCGCUGGCCCACCCGUACAUGUCCGACUACUCUUUCCCGCUGGACGAGCCCAUCUCCCUGCACCCCUUCCACAUCGAGGACGAGGUGGACGACAUCCUGCUCAUGGACCAGAGCCACAGCCACACGUGGGACAGCAGGUAUCACGACAGCCAGCUGUCUGAGGCCGACUGGAACCUGCGCAGCACCCAUGACCCUGAAGAGGUGCAGGUGGAUCCCAGAGCCAUGUCAGACGUCACGGACGAGGAGGAAGUCCAGGUGGACCCUCGUAAAUACGCAGACGGGGAGCGCGAGAAGUUCUUGGACGAGCCGUCCUUUGAUUAUUCCAUGUUCUCGGCGGAGCGCUCGUGGUCGGACGAGUACCAUGAGAACAAGUACUGUGACCAGCAGUGCGGCCACACCUGCAACUACAAGGCCGUGUCCCCGUCCUACCUGGACAACCUGGUGUGGCGGGACAGCGAGGUGAACCACUACUACGAGCCCAAACUCAUCAUGGACCUGUCCAACUGGAAAGAGCAGAGCAAAGAGAAGACCAAGUCCAAGACCAAGUGUGAGAAGAACGGCCUGGUGAAGAUGGCGUUGCAGCAGAAGAGCGUCUCGGAGAAAGACCGUGAGCAGGAGAAGCACCAGGCUCCACAAAACCAGGGCUUUGACUUCGACUCUUUCAUUGCCAGUACCAUCAAACUGAGCCUGCAGCCUGAGCCUUGUCCAGAGGUGGCGCUGCUGAGCCAGGUGGGCCUCCUGAACGAGCUCAACACAUCUGUGUUUCAGCUGGAGGCGCCUCGCUCCGGCUCCAUGUCAAAGUCCAUCAGUCAGGAGAAGGAGGAGAAGUGUCUGGUGAACCUGGCACAGCUCGGAGACUCGGUGUGGCCUGCGUUCGGCUGCGGAGAGACGGACGACCGCAAACCAGACGGCGGCUACACUAGUUACCUGGACCAGCUGUUCGGGCGGAAGGAGGAGUGUCCUGCAGAGACUGUGGCCUGUCCCGGGGCAGAGCUGCAGAGCUGUGGGACAGAGAUCGUCCUGAACGUGCAGCUGGACUCUUUCUCCGAAGACCUGCCGCUCAAGUCCAUCCAGGCCUCGCUGUCGCCCUGCGCCCUCAAGUGCUCGCCCCAGAUCGCCCACAAAACCUACAGCAGCAUCUUCAAACACCUGAACUGA